GCCGCUCGCUCGCUCGCUCUUGAGUCGGCCGGCCUGCGGAGCGGCGAUGGCGAACGUGGCGACCCGGGUGUCGUGGUCUGGCCGGGAGGGAGAGGCCGAGGGCCGGGGCGAGACUACGCCGCUGCUGAACGGCACGGGCGGGCAGCUGAGCCCUUCUUCAUCUUCCUCACGAUUUGGGCGCCUGAGCAAUGUGGAUCUUGGGGACCACGAGAGCACGGAAACGGAAGCCCCUCAGUCCCUCCCCAGCGAGAUUCCACACAACAACAAGCUUCUCUCCCUCAAGUACGAAAGCUUGGACUAUGACAACUGUGAGAACCAGCUCUUCUUGGAAGAGGAGAAGAGAAUUAACCACACGGCAUUCCAAACAGUGGAAAUUCAGCGCUGGUUCAUCUGUGCCAUGAUCGGCAUCCUGACCGGCUUGGUCGCCUGCUUCAUUGACAUCACGGUCGAGACCUUAGCAGGGCUCAAGUACAAGCUGGUGAAGGGCAAUAUUGACAAAUUCACAGAGACGGGACGCCUCUCCUUCUCUCUGCUCCUCUGGGCCACUGUGAACGCAGGCUUUGUGAUGGCCGGUUCCAUCAUUGUCGCAUUUCUGGAGCCCGUGGCCGCCGGCAGCGGAAUUCCUCAGAUCAAGUGCUACCUGAAUGGAGUCAAGAUCCCCCACGUGGUUCGGCUGAAGACCCUGAUGGUUAAAGUCUGUGGCGUGAUCUUCUCUGUGGUUGGAGGCCUGGCAGUGGGGAAGGAAGGGCCGAUGAUCCACUCGGGGGCUGUCAUUGCAGCUGGCAUUUCUCAAGGGCGCUCAACUUCCUUGAAGAGGGACUUCAGGAUCUUUGAGUAUUUCCGGAGGGAUACGGAGAAGCGGGAUUUUGUCUCGGCCGGAGCUGCCGCUGGCGUCUCGGCUGCCUUUGGGGCCCCUGUUGGUGGGGUCCUCUUCAGCUUGGAAGAAGGCGCUUCCUUUUGGAACCAGUUCCUGACCUGGCGGAUUUUCUUCGCCUCCAUGAUCUCCACCUUCACCCUCAACUCCAUUCUCAGCGUCUACAAGGGCAAUCCCCUGGACCUCUCCAGCCCCGGCCUCAUCAACUUCGGCAGGUUUGAUUCCGAGAAAAUGGGGUACACGUUCCAAGAAAUCCCCAUCUUCAUCUUCAUUGGUGUGUUGGGGGGGAUCCUUGGUGCCAUGUUCAAUGCUCUGAACUAUUGGCUGACAAUGUUCCGGAUCAGGUACAUCCACCGCCCGUGCCUGCAGGUGAUUGAGGCCGUGCUGGUGGGGGCCGUGACGGCAGCGAUUGCGUUUGUCCUCAUCUACAGUUCUACAGACUGCCAGCCUCUCCAGGACAACAGCAUGGCCUACCCGCUGCAGCUCUUUUGCCCUGAUGGGCAGUACAACUCAAUGGCCGCUGCCUUCUUCAACACCCCUGAGAAGAGUGUGGUCCGCCUCUUCCACGACCCUCCAGGCACCUACGACCCCAUGACCUUGGGCUUGUUCACCCUGGUGUAUUUCUUCUUGGCCUGCUGGACCUACGGGCUGACCGUGUCCGCGGGCGUCUUCAUCCCUUCCCUGCUGAUCGGCGCUGCCUGGGGCCGCCUCUUCGGAAUUUCCUUGUCCUACAUUCCCAAUGGUUUGAUCAGGGCCGAUCCAGGGAAGUAUGCCCUGAUGGGAGCUGCAGCACAGCUGGGGGGGAUCGUGAGGAUGACGCUGAGUUUGACUGUGAUCAUGAUGGAGGCCACGGGCAACGUCACCUACGGGUUCCCCAUCAUGCUGGUCCUGAUGACGUCCAAGAUUGUGGGGGACUUCUUUGCGGAGGGCUUGUAUGAUAUGCACAUCCAGCUCCAGAGCGUCCCCUUCUUGCACUGGGAGGCACCGGUCACUUCGCACUCGUUCACAGCCACCCAGGUGAUGAGCACCCCGGUCACCUGCCUGCGGCAGAGCGAGAAAGUGGGGACCGUCGUGGAUAUCCUCAGCGACGCGGCUUCCAAUCACAAUGGCUUCCCCGUAGUCGAGAGCAGCCCUGGCAGCAACCAGACGAUGGGCCUGCGGGGCCUGAUCCUGCGCUCUCAGCUGAUUGUGCUCCUGAAGCACAAGGUCUUUGUGGAGCGGGCCAGCCUGUCUCUGCGGCAGCGGCGGCUGAAGCUGAAAGACUUCCGGGACGCCUACCCUCGCUUCCCCCCCAUCCAGUCCAUCCACGUCUCCCAGGACGAGCGCGAGUGCAUGAUGGACCUGACCGAGUUCAUGAACCCCUCGCCCUACACUGUGCCACAGGAGGCCUCCCUCCCGAGGGUUUUCAAGCUCUUCCGAGCCCUGGGCUUGCGCCACCUGGUGGUCGUGGACAAUCAGAACCAGGUGGUGGGGCUGGUCACGCGGAAGGACUUGGCCCGCUAUCGGCUGGGGAAGAAGGGCAUCGAGGAGAUGCUCUUGGCCAAGACGUGACUCUGCUGGGCUGCUCAGGACUCGAGUGGUGCGCUGGAGCCCUCCAGCACAGAGGCCCCAAACUGCACCCCUGGCUGCGCCCGCCUCCCCAUGGCCCUCCGCACUGCUCUGCGCGGGGUGGGGGGGUGUAGAGAGAGCUGGGGGGCCCAGAGAGUGGCGACGGCAGGCAGACCUGCUGCAACCUGGACUUGGUGUGUCUUUUGUGUGUCUUUCACGCAUUCAUGAGUUCUUGCCAGGCUUUCCUUAGCCCAUCACUCACCGACUGUGCCUUCCAAUCCCCUCCUCCGGCAGGAACUAAACAGGCCCAGAGCCUGUCUGCUUCCCUUCUCCCUUCCCUCCAGCAAGGAGGGGGCCUGGGGAGUGAGGUGUGUCACCUGAGAUUUGCUCUUUUCCAGCUUCUCUGUGGUUGAAAGGGACCAAGCGAGGCCAGCCUUGUUCCCCCCCCCCCGUGUCCACUGCUGGCCCCCCAAGAUGUCCAGAGAGCAUUCGGUUGGAGGGGGGGGGCUUUGUCUGUUGGGCCGACCAGCAGCCCUUUUCCUGAGGCUUUCAUUUUAUCUUUUUUUCUGCCCUGUGAAGCCUCAAAGCUUUGCUGUCUUCUACAGCAUGUGCAACUGUACCUCAAAAGUCCUUUUUUGUGCUGAAAUAAAAAUGAAUUAGGUUUUUCUCCC
Messenger RNA from Pantherophis guttatus, 3093 nucleotides. RefSeq names its product Cl-/H+ antiporter 7 (gene CLCN7). The record is from RefSeq and is a predicted model, not a curated record. NCBI's taxonomy places the organism in Eukaryota, Metazoa, Chordata, Lepidosauria, Squamata, Colubridae. Gene Ontology annotation, cellular component: intracellular membrane-bounded organelle; lysosomal membrane. Gene Ontology annotation, biological process: chloride transport; transmembrane transport. Gene Ontology annotation, molecular function: chloride:proton antiporter activity.